AUGGGUUGCAGAUUGACAAUCGUGGACGAUGUCCUUAACAGAUCCUUCUACAAACUCGGUCUGGUCGUCGGGAGGCAGCCUGGCUACUUCAUCAUCAUACCAGUCCUCCUCACACUACUCAUGAUCACAGGCUACCAAAGAAUCCAUUAUGAAAUGGACCCAGAAUACCUGUUCUCUCCCGUCAGUGGGCAAGGCAAAUACGAGAGGAGAAUAGUCGAGGAAAACUUCAAAGUCAAUUAUUCACAUCGGUUUAAUGUUGGAAGAAUAACACGAGCAGGACGGUUUGGCAGAGUAAUUAUCGUGGCGAAGGAUAACAACACGAAUAUGUUACGAAGCGAAGUUUGGAGGGAGUUACGACAGUUAGACGAGCUCGUCCAAAACAUGACGGUGACCAUGCCGAACGGAGACACCUUCACUUACAAGGAAGAAUGCGCGCGAUGGGAAGGACAAUGCUUCACCAACGACAUUCUCAACUUGGACAAGAUUAUUGGCGAGGUAGAACGAGGCGAACUAAACUUGACGUUUCCCAUAAUGUUUAAUCCUGUAACAUGGGAGGCCCAUGCAUUCCCAGUGUUCUUCGGAGGCUCCAAAGUGGUGGAUGACAUCAUAGAAUCAGUGCCGGCAGUACAGCUAGUUUGGUUUGUGAGGACAGACACUAAAGCACAAUUGGAAGGAAGAGGUGCAGCUUGGGAAGAUGCUUUUCUGGACACAGUCGGUAUAGCGGAAGACACCGGUCGCUUCAAACAUAUAUCUGUCGCUCGUUUUGCCUCACGAACCCUCGACCACGAACUAGAAAAGAACACGAGAACCGUCAUUCCAUUCUUCAGCUCCACUUUCAUUCUCAUGGGAAUAUUCUCCAUAGUCACAUGUAUGAUGGGCGACUGGGUUCGCUCAAAACCAUGGUUAGGUUUGCUGGGCAACAUAUCUGCUGUGAUGGCAACUGCGGCAGCAUUUGGAUGCGCCAUAUAUUUAGGCAUUUCCUUCAUUGGCAUUAACUUAGCUGCACCCUUCUUAAUGAUUGGUAUCGGGAUUGACGAUACAUUCGUGAUGUUGGCGGCGUGGAGACGAGCAUCUCCGAAGCUUCCAGUACCGGAGAGGAUGGCUAUCAUGUUGUCAGAGGCAGCUGUAUCCAUCACAAUAACCUCCGUUACGGAUAUGCUCUCCUUUUUUAUUGGUAUCUUCUCUCCAUUCCCGUCGGUGCAAAUAUUCUGCAUGUAUUCAGGUCUCGCCGUUUGCUUCACAUUUGUGUGGCAUCUGACAUUCUUCGCUGGAUGCGUAGCAAUAUCAGGAUAUCGCGAAAAACAAAACAGACAUACGAUAACUUGGAUGAAAGUGCUGCCCGAAUCAAGAGCCAGGAAAGAAGAAAAAUCAUGGUUAUACAGAAUGUUCUGUAGUGGAGGUAUUGACGCAGCUGACCCUGACAAUCCAAUAGACAACAAGGAACACUGCAUCAUGGCUUUCUUCCGCACAACAAUGGCAGAUUUAUUGAACAACGGCUACGUGAAAACCCUAGUUAUCGUGGUCUUCAUUGCAUACCUAGCAGGAGCAGGAUACGGAGUGACCAAUCUCAAAGAAGGGCUAGAAAGAAGGAAACUGUCCAAAGUGGAUUCAUACUCUGUUGAGUUCUUUGAUCGUGAAGAUCUGUAUUACAGAGAAUUCCCUUAUAGAAUUCAGGUGGUUAUUAGUGGCGAAUACAAUUAUUCUGAUCCAAUGAUCCAAGAUCAAGUGGAAGCCUUAACAAAGAGCUUGGAGAAUACAUCGUACAUCUCAAAUUCACUGUACACGGAGUCUUGGCUUCGAACAUUCGUCGAUUAUGUAUCUAGAAACAACGAUUACUUGAACGUGACUAUCGAUACUGAGGAUGAAUUCAUUCAGAACCUUAAAGAAUUAUGGCUGUUCCCAGCAAACCCAUUCUCUCUGGACGUAAGAUUCAACGAGGCAGGAAACCGUAUUGUUGCCUCAAGGUUCCUAGUUCAAGCAGUUAACAUCAGUGGAACAAACCACGAAAAGGAGAUGGUCAAAGCACUGAGAGAUGUUGUUGCUCAAUCUCCUUUGAACGCCUCCGUAUUCCAUCCAUAUUUCGUAUUUUUUGAUCAGUUUGAACUCGUAAAACCGACAUCUCUUCAGAACCUUUGCUACGGAGCCCUCAUGAUGAUGAUUACGUCCUUUGUAUUCAUCCCUAAUAUCCUCUGCUCUUUGUGGGUCGCAUUCAGUAUCAUAUCCAUUGAAAUCGGUGUAGUAGGCUACAUGGCACUUUGGGAUAUCAAUCUAGACUCAAUAUCAAUGAUCAACUUGAUUAUGUGCAUUGGUUUCUCUGUUGAUUUCACUGCUCAUAUCUGCUACGCCUACAUGGCAUCUAAAGCAAAGUCCCCUGACGACAAAGUUAGCGAAUGUCUCUAUUCUCUCGGAUUACCCAUUGUUCAAGGCUCCUUCAGUACAAUACUCGGUGUAAUAGCAUUGCUCUUAGCUGACAGUUACAUUUUCUCCGUAUUCUUCAAAAUGGUAUUCAUGGUAAUAUUCUUUGGAGCUAUGCAUGGCCUCUUCCUACUUCCAGUCCUCUUAUCACUGUUCGGUCCUGGUUCUUGUACCCGAAAGAAAGAUGACAUCAAAAUGGCAAAGCUAGAAAAAUGUUACCCGAAUCCCUACUGUAUACCACACCCACAGCUUGUCUUGAAUGACCAAAUAUACAACGGAAAGAAUUUAAAUCCUAAUGGCAUUUAUAAGAUUUAUGGCGAUGACAAGGAUCUAGGAAUAGGCACAUCAGGGGAAGACACCAGCGAAAGUAGUUCCAACCAGUCACAACGGCGGCAAAUAGGUGACGAUGAGAACAGCCGUAAGAAAUACGACGACGGCUGGAAACGAUCUAGUUAUUGCCAGAACUCUUCAAGCCAGUUCCAGCCUUCCGGCGAACUAGAUCUAUAUGGCCACGAUAUGGAUCGUAAUUGGCAACGACAGCGCUAUGAAGACAAUCGUCGAGUUUUCGAAAAUUAUCGGAAACCUCCGACAGUGUCCCGGACGCGCGAUGAUGACUGGGUCUCAUCAACGCGAAAAUCUAGCGACGCCGGGCAGCGUCGCGAGGGUACCUACAGAGUGACACGAGCUCACUCUCACCACAAUAUCCACAGAUCGCGCGCUCCUCGCCGCUCCAACUCUCACCAUAACUUAGAACAUUUAGACUACGUCGCAGAAAUGCGUUUUCCCUGA
Messenger RNA from Spodoptera littoralis (African cotton leafworm), 3204 nucleotides. The record is from the annotation of a GenBank genome assembly. NCBI's taxonomy places the organism in Eukaryota, Metazoa, Arthropoda, Insecta, Lepidoptera, Noctuidae.